Molecule: messenger RNA, 1713 nt
Organism: Anopheles cruzii
Lineage: Eukaryota; Metazoa; Arthropoda; Insecta; Diptera; Culicidae
Product: UDP-glucosyltransferase 2-like
Exons: 4
Coding region: 142-1713 (523 amino acids)
Molecular function (GO): UDP-glycosyltransferase activity
Source: RefSeq, a predicted model, not a curated record
GAAUGGCGAAUCGUUGAUAGACCGGCGCGUGCGAUUUUUUAGCAAACUCAUGCCGCUGCGCCUUAGGUCAAUUGCACAAUCGCCGCCAGCGGUGGACGACCGUCAGCAGGGACAUACCAGUUAUUCGUCGCUGAACCCACGAUGAAUGCGCAAGUGAUAAGGUUAGCGGUGCUACUGUUGGUGACUGCGCGCUUAGCGCCCGUGGUGCGUGGUGCGAACAUUCUUUGCAUCAUGACCGUACCGAGCCCUAGCCACCAUAUCUGGAAUCGAGUCGUAAUGGAGGAGCUGGUGGCCAGGGGGCACAACGUGACGGUUGUGUCACAGGACGGCGAUAAAUCUCGCACCAAUCUCACCUACAUACUGCUCGAAAAGGUGUAUAGCACCAUUUACCAGGACGAGCAGUUGGAUUUGCUCGAAGUGGCGAAGGAAACAGCGUUUCAAUCGUUGUUCACCUUCAAGGAGUUCUACAUGGGCAUGUGCCGGGGUGCGCUGCUAUCCGACGGGCUCAAGGUGAUCCUCAGCUAUCCAGACAGCUUCCGGUUCGAUGUGGUGCUGUACGACUUCGGGUGCGGGCCGUGCCUGUUGCCGCUGUUGCAUAAGUUCCACUACCCGCCACUGGUCAGCCUCACGCCAUUCAGUAAUCCUCCGUUCUCCGUCUUUAUCGCCGGCGGCCAUAAGCACUAUGCGUACACACCACACUUUGCCCUGCCGUACGGAUCGAAAAUGGGCUUUCUGCAAAGGGUGUCCAAUACGUUGCUGUAUCUCGCCGAAGCCAGCAUGCGGGAGUUCUACAUUAUGCCCGCGCUGGACACGAUGGUGCGCACGCACUUUGGCUACGAAGACAUGCCGUACCUCGGGGAGCUGGAACAGCGGACGGUGGUCAUGCUGCUGAAUACAAAUCCCACGUUCGAUUCGCUAGAACCACUGCCGCCGAAUGUGAUCGGUAUUGGGGGUGCGCACAUCAAAGAUCCUGCUCCGUUGCCGGAUGACUUGGAGCGGUUCGUUCAAGGAGGGAAAAAAGGAGCGGUCCUGUUCUCGCUCGGUUCCAACGUACGAUCGGACACCAUCGGCGAGCACCGUCAGCGAGUGUUCAUUGAAGCUUUCCGCCAAAUGCCGGACUACCAUUUCAUGUGGAAAUUCGAGUCGGAACUCAACAUUCCGCUGCCGCCAAACGUGAUCAUCCGACCGUGGUUACCGCAGAACAGCAUCCUGAAUCAUCCCAGGGUGAAAGCAUUCAUCACCCACUCGGGCGGUCUGAGCACCCAGGAAGCUUCCUGGUUUGGGGUGCCGCUGAUUGGCAUGCCAAUAUUCAUCGACCAGCAUCGGAAUCUGGCACGAUCGGUGACCGCCGGUGUGGCCGAAAAGCUGGACUUCGCCUCGAUCACUACCGACGACGUACGCCGGACCGUCCUGAAGGUCCUCGAAACGCCUUCGUAUCGAGACAACAUGAAGCAUCGGGCCAUGUACUUCCGGGAUCAACCCGAAAGCCCACUUCAACGGGCAAUUUGGUGGAUCGAGUUCGCGGUGCGUCAUCCAACCGUCCAGCAUCUUCGAUCGCCUACGCUCGAGCUGGGCACAAUUCGCUCAAAUUUACUCGAUGUCUACGCGUUCUUGUGUGCCAUAGUACUAAUCGUCCUGUGGUUGAUUCACUAUACAGUUAAAAAACUGCUAUUUCAACAACGACGUGGGCUAACGAAAAAGAAACGCGAAUGA